GCGACACGCAGGUGGCAGCGGGCUGCCCGUGUCCCUGGCUGCCGUCCUAAGCCCUCGGCCCCGCGGUGAGCUUUUAAUUACAUCAAGGUAUUUGAAGCGGGUUCCUGGCGCUGGGUAAACAGUAGUCCCGGGCACGUGGAGGGGGGCAGGGGGUGGCACAGGACGGGCACCGUGCCCCCGCACCGGGGCUUGCCGGGACGGCUGGUCCUCGCCCAGGGCGGGAAGGAGGGAUGCGGGGACGGCAGCACCCGGCAGCACCCAUCACCGGCGGGUGCCGCGGCACUCCCGGGCUGGCACGGCGGCAUGGGGGGCACCUAUGGCACAGGAUCCGGCCUACCCGGGACGGCGCUGAGCACCACAUGAGUGUCGGAGCAGCAUGGCCAGCGACGCGAGGAUGGGGGACACCCCGGUGCGGUGGAGAAGAGCCCCGGAGGCAGCGCAGGACUCCCGGGGGAUGGAGAGCAACGGGAUGCUUUUAUCCCGAAGCGCCGCUGCCGAGCUGGGACUCCCGGCCUACCCGGAGCCCGGCAAGCUGAGCUACGCCAUGGAGAAAGGAUGUCCCUGGAGGGGCUCCGAGGGAUGUUUGGGACCCGCCCGGGAGCUCGCCGGUAGCCGCCUGGGCUGCCCCUACCCACCGGCCCCGCCGUGCCUGCGGGACGCGCUGAGCCGCCCCAAGGACGGAGCCGAGCUCCCCCCGCUGCUGCCCCCCCGGAACGGGCAGCCCAAGGCGGGCUGGGGGGAGCCCUGCAAGGAGCACCCGGGGCCGCGCUGGGCCGAGGCCGUGCUGGCACCGCUGGCCCUCUACAGCCACGCAUACCACCGCUACCCCCUGCCCGUGCCCGGGUUGGACGCCCCGCGCCCCGGCACCGCCGGCAAACCCCGCGGCGCGGCGGGGGACGCGGCCGGAGACCCCCCGGCCUUCCACCACUGCCCCUUCCUCGUGGAGGCCAAGCACAGCCCCUUCCUCCUGUCCUCGCUGCUGCCCAGCGGGCCCCCGGCCGAGCCCCCGUUCGGCGGCGCGGGGGCCGAGGGGCCGGGGCCGGUGCGGGACGGGCGCUUCGCAGGCCCGGACUGGCAUUUGGGCUCCUACGGGCCCGCCUGGGGACAGCCCCUCUAUCUGGGGGUCCCGCCGAGGUGCAAGGCGGCUCUGCCCCCCUUCGACGACUGCUCCAGCUCAGGGAACAAGGAGUUUUACGCCAAGAAAGGACCCGGGUUCCACCCCUCGAGCAAGAACCACGCGGCGCCGCAGCUGCUGGGCAAGAGCCAAGCAGGGCAGGACAGAGACGGGGAGGGGGAGCCGGCGGUGCCGGAGCUGCCGGGAGCCCCGUGGAGGGAUGGCCGGGCGGGGGGCAGCUCGGCGGUGCCCGCUCCCCAUUCCCGCACGCCUCCCCCCGGCGCCAGCCACCCCCUGUUCCUCCUGCAGCCCGGCUCGGGGGGCUGCGGGGGGCCCUGGGUGGGAGCACGGCCCCACGGCGCCGAUUUUUCCAUGGACACGGGGCCGGGCCGGCCCUCGGAGCCCAAAGAUGAGCGCCUGGGCUACCGAAGCGCCCAGCCCCGCUCGCCCUCGGCCUGCGGUGAGCCCAAUCCCUCGCCCCUGCUGGCGGACGGGCACUACCCAGCGGCUCUGGCCAAGCCGGAGCCCCCCCCGGGCUGUCUGUGCCCCACCCCGGGCUGCGAUGGGUGCCCGGGGGUGGGCUGCGGGGUGCCCAACCCCUUUGAGCCCACCCUGGGCACGGCCGGGGGGCGUUUUCCGUGCCCCCCCAGCAACCACACCAAGCUGAAGAAGACGUGGCUGACGCGGCACUCGGAGCAGUCGCUGCCUCGCUCCAAAGCUUCCCGGCGGGACGGGGGUCCCGAGCCCCCCGGGGAGGGCAAGCGCUCGGCCAAACGCCCCCACGGCACCGCCGACGGUCCCCGCCCUGCCGGCGAGGGCGCCGGGGCGGCCAAAAGGGGCACCAAGGCCACCGCCGGCCCGGGUGGUGGCACGGAGAGCGCGGGGGACGCCGAGGAGAGGAGGAUGGAGCUGGGAGAGGAAGGUGAGGAUGCACAGGAUGAGCAGCGGGGCCGGGGAGAGGGCGGGGGCAUCGCCCGAUCCCGAGGGAAUUUUGCAGCCCCGUUCCCGGCGCCCACAACGCGAGCUGGGAACACGAGUGGGCUGCGGAACCUGCUGCGCUUUUCCCGGGCCUGGCAGCGAUUCCCGGGGUGGGCAUGGAUGGAAAUGUCCCUCUGGGGCAGCGCUGGGGCAGGGACUCCUCGAGGAGGUGUUGGCAUGCCAGGCCUGACCUCUGAGCAGCUCCAGCCCUACUUUCCAGCCCUACUUUCUGGCCCAGUUUCCAGCCCCCGCCACAGCGUGCCAGUCACAGGAUCCCAGCAUGCCGGAAUGCUUUGGGUUGGAAGAAACCCUAAAAGAGACCUCAAACCCCAUCCAGUCCCAGCCCCUUGCCAUGCCCAGGGACACCUUCCACCCUCCCAGCUCGCUCCAAGCCCCGUCCAAGCCGCCCUUGAGCACUUCCAGUCCCUCCCAGCUGGCGUGGACAGGGCUCCACGGUGUCCCCAAGCGCUUCCCGUGUCCCCAGAGCCGCCC
This is a messenger RNA of Serinus canaria (Common canary), 2584 nucleotides long. It is a transcript of the gene HR, whose product is annotated as HR lysine demethylase and nuclear receptor corepressor. Lineage: Eukaryota; Metazoa; Chordata; Aves; Passeriformes; Fringillidae. The annotation marks the transcript as partial. The record is from RefSeq and is a predicted model, not a curated record. The transcript has 3 exons.